This is a messenger RNA of Schizosaccharomyces osmophilus, 4815 nucleotides long. It is a transcript of the gene tho2, whose product is annotated as THO complex subunit Tho2. Gene Ontology annotation, biological process: mRNA export from nucleus; mRNA processing. The transcript has 2 exons. The coding region runs from base 1 to 4815 and encodes 1604 amino acids. Gene Ontology annotation, cellular component: THO complex part of transcription export complex. Gene Ontology annotation, molecular function: mRNA binding. NCBI's taxonomy places the organism in Eukaryota, Fungi, Ascomycota, Schizosaccharomycetes, Schizosaccharomycetales, Schizosaccharomycetaceae. The record is from RefSeq and is a predicted model, not a curated record.
AUGUCUAAUUCAUUGGAUUCACAAACCCAACAAGGAACAGAUUCAAACCAUUUAUCUGAACAGACGCGCAUAAAUGCUGAAAACAUAGUUCGCCAUGCUGAAAAGCUCAGCAACAGACCGCAAUUACUAGAAUGUCUGCAGGAAACUAUUCUUUCUUCCAUUACAGAUGAUAAGAUAUCAAUUGGAGAUAUUGAAGCUACCUUAAAAUACGCGUUGGAUAUAUCGGGAGAAAAUAAUGCAAUAUUGACUACUUGUCUUAUAGACUUAUUUUGGCUUUUUGAUAACGAAUUAGAGAAUUUAUGCCCUUCAAAUGGAUUACAAAAGUCAAGGGAAAGGCUAAAUUAUCUAGUUAAGAGCUUAAAAUCUUCCCUUCCCAACGAGACGUUAUUGUCUCGCCUUGAUAGCAAAUUUUUGGAAACCAUUAGCUUAACGUCUAAUGGAGACUUACUUAACAGAAAGAUUGCUAGGACCAACACAACUUUACUUUAUCGCCAAAGGAAGUUCAAUUUAUUGCGUGAAGAAAAUGAAGGAUAUUCUAAACUAAUGGUUGAAAUUAUUGAUGGUCUUAAUUGCUUUCGUACUAAAACUUUGGACACACACAUUCUGUCAUCACAUAUAAAUGAGCGAAUCAAGACAAUCAUCGGAUCUUUCAAUUUGGAUCCCAACAGGGUUUUGGAUACCAUUUUGACAAUGUUUUCGGCCAACAUUGUCGAUGGUUGGAAGUUCUUUCUUGAAUUAUUACGGGAGAGUCCUUGGAAGCCCGAGAACCAAAAAAAGUUUUGGAAGGAUAUGUCAAAUGAUGAACAAGAGAAAGAACUAGGAACUUUUCUUUACGAGAAAGAAAGUUUUUCUUUCUGUUCUGUUUUUAACGGUAAAAAAAAUACGAUGGCCCAGAUACUUGGUCAUGAUUUACAGUAUUUAUAUAACGAAAAUGACUCUACCGAUGAGUCGAUAUGUUACUUAAUCGCAAUUCUAAUGAAGUAUGGUUUCUUUGGUCUGGAUAACAUUUGGCCUCACCUUUCUCCUUCAGAUGAUGAUAUGAGCAAAGAGUGGGAUCGUUACAAGGAUAAGGUAGAUGAUUUAUCAUUUAAAGCAAAAGGAAAUGCAUUAACUAUGGCUGCACCAUUACCAGACGAGGAGUCAGAAAUCGGCGAAGCAGCAAGCGCUACUUCAGAAACUGCGCAAGAACCAAUAAAACCGAAGUCCUCUCAAAAGAUUGGCUUACUCAAGGCUUUGCUGGCGAUUGGAGAGCUAAAGAAUUCACUAACAAUUUUGGGAAGAUAUCCUUAUAUUUUACGAGCUUUCCCUGAUCUCGCGAAUUUAUACCACAAGUUGUUACACAUUUCAUUUGCUCCUGUAUAUACUUUCUUCAGUCCUCAAAAUGGGCUUUCGAAGGAGACUAGAGAGCACUUAAAACAGCCUAAAUAUGUUCCUGCCGAUGUCCGAUUACGUGAAAUCACACUUCGUCCUCCUGAUCAGAAAAACAUAGUAUAUGGAAUUGAUCCUUUUGGACAUCGUAAAGAUAAAACGCAGCAAGAGGUGUUUUUUUACGAAGAAUAUAAAGAUGAAAAUCUUCCUGUGCUGAGAACAGCUGAAUAUUUUUAUCAAAUUGGCAUUCCUUGGUUAAAAUUAUCUGGAAUUGCACUUCAUUACGAUCCUACCUUAGUCACUAAACUUUGUCGUAUUGCCAAAGGCUUUCUCGCCGAAGAUUCAGAAAGGCGAGACCUGUGGUUGGAUAUUACUCGUGUUAUUUUACUUCCAGUUUCAAGUUUAGUCGGAGUCAACAUUGGUUUAUCAAAUGAGCUCUAUGACUUGUUAACUCUGUUCGAUCCCUCAACAAGAUACGCACUUUAUGGCGAGUGGUCAAGUACUACCAUUAAAAAGUAUCCUGAAUUAAAACUUCAGCUAAUUAAGACCGAGCGCGAAACCAAGGGAAUUUUGAGACGAUUGACAAAAACAAAUGUCAAGCAGACCGGUAGAUUACUCGCGAAAGUUUGCCACCCCAUUCCUUACCCUGUAUUUUCUAUUGCACUUAACCAAAUAGAAACAUAUGACAACCUCGUGGAGGUUAUUGUGGAUUCGGCUCGUUUUAUGACUUCCCUUGAUUUUGAUGUUCUAACGUUCGCAUUACUUUCCUCCUUCUCAAAUGAAAUGAAGAAGAGAUUAAAGCCUGAUGGAACAAGUAUUGCACAUUGGCUACAGGGUUUAGCUUCUUUUUGUGGAAAGGUCUUUCGAAAAUAUCCUAACUUAGAUUGCACGUUUAUUGUUGAAUACUGCAUGAAACAACUGAAAUUAAAUCAAAUGUUUGAUCUUAUUGUACUGAAAGAAUUGCUUUCUCAAAUGACUGGACUACAGCCUUGGACAAAUUUAUCCGAUACUCAGCUCCAAGGAGCAGCAGGAGGCCCUUUUCUUCGAGAAAUUAGCCUGUCUCUAAUUUAUGAAAAUAAGGAAUCACUGAAGAAAUGCUUUUCAUGCCUGUUUACGACUUUACGAAGAAACAGGCUUGUUACCCAAUUAGUUAUACUACUUGCUCAGAAAUUUAGUCGUAGUAUUUACGAUGUGACGGAUGACAAUUCACAUUUAAAGCUCGUAUCAGCUUUAUAUGAUGAUUGUUGUGAUGUCCUUUAUUUGCUUAUGGAGUUCUUGAGUAUAACUUGUGGUAAGCAUGAGUAUUACGAAUUACUGCCUUCGUUUGAUGAACUUGUCAAAGAGUACCAUAUCCAGCCUCAUGUGGCGUUUUUCAUAUUAAGAUAUAGACACUUAAAGUCUGAUGAUUCCAAUUUGAAUGAGUAUGUAGAUGAUCCUAUGGAUAUUGACAACGAUGCUAAGUACGUCGCCGGCAGCGAAGACUCAACUACGAUGACCAACUUUCCGGUUAACACGUCGUCUAUAAUUAAUUUGCUUCCUGAAAAUGUUUGGGAGUGCAUAAACCCUGAUUUGUAUGAAUUAUUUUGGAAGCUUUCAAUAUAUGACAUCUACGUUCCUUUAGAGAGGUAUGAAUAUGAAAGCAAUCGUGCUUUUGAACAAUUUCGCCAAACUGAGGCUUCAGGUCAACCACAUCCUAAAAACAAGCAAGAAUGUCAAAAACAAAUGACUUUGUCGGAUAAUUUACGAAAAGAAUUAAAGGACCAUAUUCAGCUGCUAGAAACCACAAGAAAAGACUUACAAAGUAAGUGUACUAAGUGGUUUCUUCCUACGGAUACACAACAGCUGCAUCCCAGAGGGCUUGCGUCGAAGUAUUUUUGGAGUUACUGCAUUGCUCCUAGACUAAGAAUGGGCCCUCUUGAUGCUCUUUACUGUGCCAAAUUUAUCAAAAUACUUCAUUCGCUUAAUACUCCUAAUUUUUCUACUAUAUCUUUUCUCAAUAAGUUGUUUGAUACUCAUCUACCGUCUUUUAUUUUUGCAUUAACGCCCCGGGAAUCCGAUAACUUUUCCAGGUUUCUUUUCGAAUUAUUAAGCGACGUGACGAAUUGGUACAAGGACAAAAAUACUUAUGAAAAAGAAUGCUUAGGAAAUGGUUUACUCACUGGUUUUCGGGUUGAUUGGCUUGACGAAAGUGAUUCUUCUCUUCUGCCACAUAGCAAGUUUAUACUUCUUGUAAGCAAAUGGCACAAACAGUUGACACAGUACUUUGAACAGUGUCUACUGUCAGGAGAGUACAUGCAUAUUUACAACGCAAUAAUUAUUUUGGAGAAAAUUCUUCCAUGUUUUCCUUUGAUUCAAGAAAGUGGACAAUCACUAAAGAAAGCGGCUGAUAACCUAAAAGAGAACGAAAAGCGCGAAGACAUAAAAAUUUUAGCUUUGGGCUAUUAUGCUAAGCUCUGCAAAAAAGAACCUACCUGGGUUUCAUUCAAUGUAUUUUCUGGAACUAUAAAGCCUAAACUCCCAACCCCGGUUACUGAGAAGCACCCUUUAGUUGAUAGUACUGACAAUUCUGAAGAUUUAGAUAAAGCUAAUACGAGUGCUUCAAAUUUGAAUGUUGAUGCUGCAGAAUUUGUACCUAAAGCCGAAAAUACAGGAAUACAACAAACGAAAACCCCAACUUUGGAUAACAUAACGUCCACGAAGGCCGAAUUUAAUAACAAUAAGCCGGCAAACGAUACGGAAAUGGUUGAAACGGUUAAACCUACAACAACAGAGAAAACUUCAUUAACUGAAAGUCCGGAAGUUACUCGUAGUCAACGUGGGAAAGCGCCACAACCAGAGGAAUUUAGAAGAAAGGAGAGAGAACGAGAAAGGAGAGUUAGAGGCACAUAUAAUAGAAACAUAGAGAGACCUCAUUCUCGUGGUAGUGGGUCGUCCGAAAAUGAACGAAAUUCACCACGUUAUGCAAACCGUGAUCCACCGAAGAGAGAAAGCAGAGUUGAAGAUGAGAAAGGUGAGCGCCGGUUUUCUAAUGCUGCCCAAAAUCGGAACGUUCGUUCUAAUGAGGGCCAAAAGCGUAAAGAGGCAAAUACCGAUGAGGCUUCUGAACUCGGUCGAUCUAGAGCUAGAGACGAUGAUGAAAGAGAAGCUCGACGUCAAGCCUCGUUAAGGACAAACCGAAAUGGUAGAAACAAUAGGAAUAAUGAUACUAGAAAUGAUACUGGUCGCCGAGGUGCUGCCCAGUCUUCUGAGAGACAAGCUCGAUCCGCUAGUACUCCUGCUGGUCCUUCUGACGAGGGUAGAAAAGAUGAGCAGCGAAACAUAAAUAUAAAUAGACGAGCACGACAAGAUGAAAGAAGAGAACGAAAUACUCGUCUACAAAAAGAGCGACAACGAGAAAGACCACCUAUGCGUGCUGGUAGAGAUGAAAAGAGAAGACGAUUUCAAUAA